AUGUCGACGCCUUCACAGGAAGAUCAGGCCAAGAAGGUGCUGAAGGCGAUGAAAAUCGCCUCCAACACUGUGCGGGAGGCUAUCGCCAAUGCCAUCCCGGUUGCCUCGAACCAGGUUUUGACCGUCGCUGUCCCUGGUACCAUUAUCAACUGGAAAGAUUUUUACUACGACGCCGACGAACAAAUCAAGACUCCGACAGCUGUCCGGGCCCAGGAAGCCCGACUGGCCGACGGCAUGAUCCCGCUGUCCAAGUUCACCGCUGGUAAGACGGGCAAGAGUGUUGCACGCAGCUAUCUUGCAGCCCUAGAUCUCCUCGUCCCCAUUGAGGCCUCUGUUUCUGGAGUCAUUGGGAACGCGGCAACUCAGGUGACGGACGACCGACUGAAGGUCAUUCGGGACCGCUACAAGGCGUCAAUGGACUAUCUCAAGUCUGGCGAUGACAGCCCCGGCUCCGCGGGAAAGAGCAAGGUCGAAACUUACGUAGCGAAACAGUCGGCUUGGGCAAAGGAGGUAGCCGCCUACGACCAUGCCCAAGGACAGGCGCUGAAGGACUUUGCACCACCCCAGGGUUCCAGCACGGCUCAGGUCAAAGAGUCGCGCGAGAAGUACAUGCAGUGGCUUCAAGAGAAUGCCCGCGCAUACAAAAACAACAUCCAGGCCAAGUACAUGGACUGGGUGGUGCACGGGUACAAGUUCAUGGUCGACUUCCACUUUGGCGUCGUCGACAUCAGCUCUGGCAUGAAGCGUAUCGAGAACAGCAAGGAGGCGUACCGAAACCUCACCAUCGUUGCUGAUGACGGCGCGAGCGAGUACAACGGAGUCGUCCUCACCCCGAGCCACUGGGCCACCAUCAUCCGCGACAAGGUCCGGGGCUGGAAGAAGCGCAACGACAAACCCAUGCCCGCGGAGAUUCGAGUAGAACUUCGCCGGCUGCAGAACUUGCUGGCGUCCCACGAGACUCUGAAACAGGGAAUCGAGCAAGAUGCCUUCUUCCCUGUGGCCAUGACCAGUUCGAACACAGCCGACGACAACCUGAAGCGGGCAUAUGCCGAGGUGUAUGCCAACAUGGACGACAAGAACUAUGCGCAGCUCCAGGGCACCAGGACCGACAAGACAGCGUGGCUGAGUGGGUACAGGGGCUCCACUACUACCAACGGCCAGGGGCAGAACGAGGACCAUCCGGCCGAGGGCACCACCGAGUCGCCAUCUGCAGACCCCCUCACCAAGCUCGUCAAAGCGCAGGCGGCCUGGAACGACGCGGGUUCCAAGCGCAGCGCGCAGGCGGUGCGCAGCGGCGAGGCGAGCAUUAAGGAUACAGCCAAGUCGUGGCUCGACGCGCGCAUCGGCCAGCUCAGCCGCGACAUUGCCGACCUCGAGAAGCAGCUGAGCGUCGCCUCGGGGACGGCCGGCAAGAUGCUGGCCCUGCCCGUCGUCAACCAAGAGGGCAUCGUCAUCAGCGACAGCGACAUUGCCGUCAACCCCGAGCUCGUAGGCAAGAAGAACCCCAAUGUCGGCGAGGACGGCGAGGAGGCCGAUCCCUGGACCAAAAUCUCGUGCAAAGCGUCUUCCAACACGGACAUCCGAGAGACAUCCACGUCGCAAUCAGCCAGCUCCAUCGCAGCCAAGGCGAACUGGUGCCUGUUUUCGGCGUCGGGCGGCGCGAGCCACACGGAGAGCUCGGCGAAGGCGAUGCAGUCGAUGGCGAACCUCGACGUGGAGAUGACCAUGGACUGCAUGGUGGUCGAGAUUGAGCGGCCGUGGCUGCACGCCGAGCUGUUCGCCGACGCCGAGCUCGACUCGGGCCGCUUCGACAUCUCGCCCGGCGAGGCCCGCCUCAAGCAGAUGUACGAGAACGAGGAGGUGCCUGCCGGCUACUACCAGCAGUUCUCGUCGUACCCGACCGCGUUUGUUGUUGCCGCUGAUGUCGAGCUGAGCUUCUCGGGCGACACGUCGGCCCUGGAGAGCGCCGUGUCCGCGUCGUCGACCUCGGCCAACGUCUCGGUCGGCUACGGCCCGUUUGCAGUCUCUGCGUCGCGCAGCCAGUCCAAGUCCAACUCCAAGACCAAGAUGCAGUCCACUGCUACCGGAUGCAAGAUCUCGAUCCAAGCCCCCCAGAUUGUCGGCUGGGUUCAGACGUUGCUGCCCCAGCUCCCCAGGCCGAGAGACGGUGCCAGCAUGGUUGGAAUGUUCAACUGA
Lasiosphaeria miniovina is the source of this 2196-nucleotide messenger RNA. RefSeq lists its product as uncharacterized. Lineage: Eukaryota; Fungi; Ascomycota; Sordariomycetes; Sordariales; Lasiosphaeriaceae. The record is from RefSeq and is a predicted model, not a curated record. Bases 1 to 2196 code for a protein of 731 amino acids. The transcript is spliced from 8 exons.